GAGCACGUGAUUUGUCACAUGAUCAUACUUAUUAUACCGGAAGUGUCGACGGGUUUUAGUUAUUAAGAAGCAAUGAACCUCAUGUGUUUAAGACAGUCAACAUUAAUAAGACUAACGGUCUUUGUGUCGUUCUCAAUUUACUAUGCAUAUGCUGGUAAAAUGAAAAUAGUCGAGGAGCCAAAUACGUUUGGGUUAAACAAUCAUAUUCUCUCUCCAGGAAACAGACUGCAGCCCAAAGUUAACCCAUCUUCAGUUUCUGGUCCAGAGCAUCUUCAUUCGCUUGCGGGAAAGUGCUUCACUCUCAUAGAGUCAAUGUACAAAUAUGAAUUUUGUCCAUUUCACAACAUCACUCAGCAUGAACAGUCAUUUAGGUGGAAUGCCUACAAUGGGAUUCUGGGGAUUUGGCAGGAAUGGGAAAUAGCAAACAAUACUUUCACCGGAAUGUGGAUGAGAGAUGGAGACACAUGUGGAGUCAAAAACAGAGAGACAAAGGUGCUUUUGGUUUGUGGUGAAAGCAGCAAACUGACUCAAGUCUCAGAACCUAGCACCUGUUUGUACUCGCUCACUUUUGAGAGUCCACUCGUCUGCCAUCCACAUUCUCUCCUAGUCUACCCAACACUGACUGAAAAGCUACAGGAGGAAUGGGAUGAAGCAGAGCAGGCUCGUUAUGAGGGGCUGCUAACUGAGCAGGGCUACAACAAUCUCUUGAGGGACAUAUUUGAAGAAGCUAGUCUGUUAAAGAGCCAGAAGGUGAGGGUGAUCAAGCAGCCAGAGGUUGUAGCCAGUUCAGUUCCACCGAGCACAUUGCAAAAAUGUUACGAGGACCUACAAAAGCAGUCAGAAGAGAUUGCGAGACUGCGAGCGCUUCUUACUCAACACAACAUUCCUUUUGAUUCUAAAUCCAGUGAAGUCAAAACUACAGCGAGGGUGACACAUCCAAAAGGAGACACUGGACUCAAUGUGUUGUGAAAAAUAUUCAAGAAGUGAUCAGAGACAGUACUGGACAAUACUCCUGUCACUCAAAGAGGUACUUUGAGUGUAUUUGGUGUGAUAGUGUGGAAAAAAUGAACUGGAACAUUUUAUUGUUCUCCUCCAGGUACAUAUGAAGGUCAACAUCUUUGGGAAACAAGGAUGGUUUAAUGAAUGAAUUAUGGCAUUAAUUUAUUCCUAGAUCAGUUUAUGGAAAAUGUCAAUAAUCUAGACUUUGAAUGCUGUGAGCCAGAAGACAGGCGCACUCAUACAACAGCCCUUUCUGUCCUUUCUGGAGCUCCUGUCCUUGGUUGAAAAAAAACAACAACAGACAAAUAUGAUGGAGACAAGUUUAUGUAUAAAUUCCUACACAGGUCAAUUUAUGAAUUGCUGUUUAGAUGAACUGAAUUGUGGAUGUAUGUGUAAAAUCCAUUAUUUACAUUUAUUUUGCAAUAAACAUGAAACUGGAAUAUUUAUCCAAA
This is a messenger RNA of Cynoglossus semilaevis (tongue sole), 1451 nucleotides long. RefSeq names its product N-acetylglucosamine-1-phosphate transferase subunit gamma (gene gnptg). The transcript is spliced from 11 exons. The record is from RefSeq and is a predicted model, not a curated record. Lineage: Eukaryota; Metazoa; Chordata; Actinopteri; Pleuronectiformes; Cynoglossidae. Gene Ontology annotation, cellular component: Golgi apparatus. The coding region runs from base 73 to 969 and encodes 298 amino acids.